Molecule: messenger RNA, 417 nt
Organism: Penicillium macrosclerotiorum
Lineage: Eukaryota; Fungi; Ascomycota; Eurotiomycetes; Eurotiales; Aspergillaceae
Exons: 1
Coding region: 1-417 (138 amino acids)
Source: RefSeq, a predicted model, not a curated record
AUGCUAUCCGCGCAGCUUCUCCUUCGUAUCACAGAAGGCCAUAUGCACCCCUCAAGCUUCACCGAUGCUGCUUUCCUGGUGGUACUGCGAUCAGAAAUCUUUGUCGCCAACCUCACACAACGGCCAGUAGGCAACUUAGCAGAUCACUGCAAUAUUGACACAUCGUUGGAACCGACGUCUGAAAGAAUAUGGGCACUUCGAGCAAUUGCUAAUGCCGCGAAAGCCACUGAUUUUGCUUACGGCAAGAGUACGGAGUCAUCGCAUUAUCAUUGGGAGACCCUGAUGCAAUACAUCGAUGGCUGGGAGCGUCUAUGCCCGAAAUCAUUCCUACCGAUCUAUUCGCAGGAUCAGAUCUCUCCGACGAAUCCAUUUCCGCAAAUUUACUACGCGAACGAUUAUCACAUUGCUGCCAGAUAA